UUUAGUAAAAUCCAAGGAAAUAUGUUUUGUACGAAACCUUUUAAGAUUAUAUCGGAUGGGCAAUUACAAGAACUUCUUAAGUAGAACCGCUUCUGAGGCGACAUACUUGCAGUAUUGCAUAAGUGAACCUCAUAUUAGAGAGAUGCGAUCAGUCGCUGUCCAAUACAUAAACAAUGUUUGCUACAAGCUUCAACCUUAUCCUCUCUUGCGUUUAUCUCAGAACCUGAUGAUGAAGGAGUUGGAUGUUGAAUCUCUAUGCCAUGAGUGUGGUCUUGAGACAUGUACUGAUCCUGAUGGGUUCGCUGUGUUACCCGCAAAGCAGUCAACCUUUCGUAAUCCAGAGGACAAGUUUAAAGGGUUGUUGUUACCUUCACGAAUGACGACUUCUGUUUGCCCUUUCUCGAAAGCUGCUCGUCCUGACGAUGCUUCCACUCGAAAACAAGGCGAUACGGCGGCUUCUGGUUGCCCUUUUUCUAAAGCUGCUCGUCCUGACGAUGCUUCUGCUCGAAAACAAGGCGAUACGGCGGCUUCUGGUUGCCCUUUUUCUAAAGCUGCUCGUCCUGAUGAUGCUUCUGCACGAAAGCAAGGCGAAGAUGGGAGUAAAGGAUGUCCCGAACACGAAGGGAAAUUGAACAAGGACUCUACUGAUUCUGCAACGGUGCCUGCCAAGUGCCCCUUUGGUUAUGACUCUCAAACAUUCAAGCUUGGGCCUUUUAGCUGUAUGCUAUGUCAAGCACUUCUAUAUGAGAGCAGUAGAUGUGUGCCUUGCACACAUGUGUUCUGCAAAGUGUGCUUAACACGGUUUAAGGACUGCCCUCUAUGCGGUGCUGACAUUGAAAGUAUUGAAGCUGAUGAAAACCUUCAAAAGAUGGUUGAUCAAUUUAUUGAAGGCCAUGCUAGAAUCAAGAGAUCUGUCGUCAAUGGAACAGAAAAAGAAGAGGUUGAAAAUGAUAACAAAAAAGUGAUUUACGCUGAUGUUUCCAUGGAAAGAGGUUCUUUCUUGGUGCAACAAGCUAUGAGGGCAUUUAGUGCCCAAAAUUAUGAAAGUGCUAAAUCAAGGUUGGCAAUGUGUACCGAGGAUAUUCGGGAUCAACUAGGGAGGGAGGGCAAUACCCCAGAGUUGUGUUCACAGCUUGGUGCAGUCCUUGGCAUGCUUGGUGACUGUAGCCGAGCGAUGGGAGACUCAAGCUCUGCAGUCAAGCAUUUUGAAGAGAGUGUUGAAUUCCUUAUGAAACUGCCGUUGAAUGAUUUGGAGAUUACACAUACACUUUCUGUCUCACUCAAUAAAAUAGGAGAUCUUAAAUAUUAUGACGAAGAUCUACAAGCUGCAAGAUCGUAUUAUGAUAGAGCUUUAAAUGUCAGACGUGAUGCAAUGAAGCAUCACCCAAAUGCUCCUUCACAAAUUCUGGAUGUGGCAGUUUCCUUAGCCAAAGUUGCGGAUAUAGACAGGACUCUACAAAAUGAAGUUGCAGCGACAGAUGGUUUCAAGGAAGGCAUGAAACUGCUGGAAUCUUUGAAACUGGACGCUGAAGAUUCUGCUCUCGAGCAACGACGGCUCUCUGUGCUGGAGUUCCUUAAGAAGCAAGUAGAGAAGCCUGAACAGUGUGAUUUGGACAUGGGGGCUCUUGCCCAGGUUGUUCCGUGGAUACCCGAAGACGACCUGCUCCUAAAGAAUGCCGUCGAGGCCGGUGCUUCUUUGGAAUCGCUUGCUAAAGGUGCUGUGCAGUUUUCUAGAAGAUUUUCUAUCAGAGAACUGCAAGAUCGAUGGCAUGCACUGCUUUAUGAUCCAGUAGUUUCUGCCGAGGCGGCUUUUCGGAUGACUGAGCUUGAACGUACUAACCCUAAUUUUCCUACAAAGUUUGGUAGAACUGGAUAUUCAAAAGAAAACAAAAGCUCAUCUAGGAAGAGGAAUGCUGAAAGGCUCAGAAGUACUUAUCAUUCCUUGCGGAAGAAAUUUCGGACUGAGCCAUUUAGUUCCUUGGAUCUAGGUUUCCUCGUACCACCAAAUGAUAGCCAUUUCAUGGAUAAUGGUGAUGCAACACAUCUUGGUCUUGAGGACUCUCACAUGGAUAUUAUCCACAACGCGUUUCCAGAAAUUUUGGCUGAAGGCGGUUGUGUGACAACUCAUGUUGUGCCGGAAGAUGAUUUACAGGGAAACAUUCCUUACGUAGGAGGAGAAAAUCUCACAUUCACUGAACAUGCAGGUCCAUCAGGAUGUGAUGUGGUUCAUCAAGAUUCCGAGCAGAAACUAGAGAAUACUGCUCACGAGGCAAUAACCACAAUGGCUAGCACUGAUUUCCUGGCACAGCUUUCAACUUCUCUUUUCGAAGAAGACGUGGAACCGUUCAUGGAAGUAGAUGGCAAAGAAGUUGACAAGUCAUAUUAUGAUGGUCUUAGCUCACUGUUGGUGAACUCAACAAAUGAUACAAAUCGCGAGGCUUUUCCUAACUCCACCGAGCAAGAUCCUUCCAUUGCACCAACUCAUUCAGGAGAUGCAACUCUGGAUGAUCAUGUGAUGCUUGAGCUAGAUGGUACAAUUGCAAUUGCAUCUGCUUUAGAUCCUCAUCCUGAGAUUGUUGGGGGUGUAAUCUGCUGUUUAUUAAACCAAGAGGAUCCUGAUAUUCCGUGUAAUGAUGACAUUUUCCUAUCCAACAACUCCCAUCCAAUGUCAGUUUCUUCCUUAGCCCGGCGGAACUUUAAGGAUACCAAUAAUCCAUUAACUACAUGUGUUAGAGACCUCUCCGCCAGUAAGGAAAAAAGUGAGGGAUAUUCAGUCCAGACUCAAAAGAAAAACCCAGGACGUUUACAGGGGUCUACUCAAGGAAAGCCAGAGAUGGGCCAACCAAGUCAAGCUAGCAAAUUCAGGGCAUCGACUAGUGCUGAGUUAAAGAAUACUGUAGCUCCUGGUGGUUCUACCUGUGCUGGGUCUGCACAGGCAUGCUCGAAUACUCUGCUUUCUACUGGUACCGGUGCAAAAGAUGGAAAGAAAGAAACUGCUAGUGGAACACUCUUUGUCGGUUCUGAUGGCCAUGGCAGCUAUCAGGAGAAGGAUAGUGAAAACUGUAAAGAGAAAAAUGUUGUACCACCUGUUAAUGAAUCGCCACAUGCUAAAGAUACUGCUGAUGGCUUGAUAGAGAUUACAGACCCUGAGCUAGAGAUCACUCUUGCAGAAGCAGAAGUAGAAGCGCAUGUUUGUGAGAGUGAUGAGGACUUACCCAAUUAUUCUGACAUUGAGGCUAUGAUACUUGACAUGGACUUGGAACCUGAUGAUCAAGAUAAUUUUGAUCUCGAAGUUGCCAAGUAUCAGAGCCAGGACAUGAAAAGAACAAUCAUAAGACUUGAGCAGGCUGCUUAUUCAUAUAUGCAAAGAGCCAUUGCUUCCCGUGGUGCAUUAGCUGUUUUAUAUGGUAGAUAUUCAAAACACUACAUCAAGAAGCCUGAGGUUUUGGUGGGUAGAUCAACAGAAGACCUCGCUGUGGACAUUGAUUUGGGAAGAGAAAAGCGGGGUAGCAAAAUAUCUCGACGACAGGCAAUCAUACGGCUGGGUGAUGAUGGGUCGUUUCAUAUGAAAAAUCUGGGGAAGUAUUCAAUAUCAGUAAAUGAGAAGGAAGUAGAUCCUGGACAGAGUUUGAUCCUCAAAUCCGAUUGUCUAGUUGAGAUUCGGGGAAUGCCUUUCAUAUUUGAAACAAACCAAAGUCGCAUGCAAGAGUACCUGAAGAGAACAGGGAAACUGAACUGAGACCAGAACAAGAGUGCGUGUUGUUUGUGUAGAUGAAUGAUGCACCUCUUGUGUAAUGUACCUUAGCCAUAGGAACACGUCUUGUAGAUCUUUUAUUACAUUUUUAGUUCGCAUCAUGCAUAGUUGUCCCUGUUUUAAAGCGUUGAAACGAAAAUACCAGUCUCUUGUAACUGAACUUCUUAGGUUUUAAGCGAAGAAUGAUUGUUCUUGUGUUUGGCUUGUGAAGUUGAUACAAGAGUUCUUUGGAUACCCUAUCAAUGUAAGGGAUUGGAUUCCAUUUUCGUGACUCACACACUGAUUUGCAUUGCUUGAAACUUGAUGUUGAAAAUAGAAACAAUCCAUGUUA
Molecule: messenger RNA, 4085 nt
Organism: Arabidopsis arenosa
Lineage: Eukaryota; Viridiplantae; Streptophyta; Magnoliopsida; Brassicales; Brassicaceae
Source: the annotation of a GenBank genome assembly